UGAGCACAUGACUCUAUGGUACUAUGGUGGUACUCGAGUGAGCCACAACAACAGAAACAAACAUUUGUAGUGUUGUCCGGCUAAUUCUCUGCCCUAGCUAGUGUUCAACCCGUCGUUGUUGGUGUUUAGUGAUUGUUAAAAUGAAGCUGCAGUGUUUAGUUGUUGCUCUGUGCCUCGGCGGAGGUGUAAUAGCUGGAAAAUACUCCCGUGAGUUUAACGAGCUGAAGCAGAGCGGCGGGGAUGGGCAGACGGUGGAGUUCAGGAUAGCUAGACUCAACCAGGUGUGGGAGAAGGCUAAGAGGACCCAGUUGUCUCCAGUGCGGCUGUCUGAGCUGCACAGCGACCUGAAGCUCCAGGAGAAAGAUGAGCUGCAGUGGAAGAAGCUGAAGGCGGAGGGGCUGGAUGAAAACGGGGAGAAAGAGGCACAGCUCCGACGUAACUUCAAUGUGAUCCUGGCCAAGUAUGGGAUGGAUGGCAAAAGAGACACUCGACCACUGGAGAGCAAUUCCCUGAAGGACCACGACACCAAAGAGGGAGACAUAUUUGAUGAUCCCAGGCUGGACAAACUCUGGAACAAGGCCCAGAGCUCAGGGAAGUUCUCCAACGAGGAGUUGCUGAGUCUGAAGAGGGAGUUCCAGCAUCACAAGGACAAGAUCCACGAGUACAACAUCUUCAUGGAUACCGUCAGCAGGACCGAGGCAGAAAUACACAAGAAUGUGAUCUCUCCCCUGGAGGGCGACGCCAAAGAGCAUGUGCUGCACCAGAAGCACACGGACCUGAAGCAGAAAAUGAGAGACCUCAGCCAGGGCUUUGAGCGCCUCCGUAAGCUCAGCCACGAGGGCUUCACACAAGACAGCGAGUUUCGGGAGCCCCGUGUGGUUGAACUGUGGGAGGCUGCCAAGAGAGCCAACCUCAGCGAUGACGAGCUGGACUCUCUCAAGGAGGAGCUGCGUCACUUUGAGACCAAAGUGGAGAAGCACAGCCAUUACCAGGAGCAGCUGGAACUUUCCCACCAGAAGUUGCGACACGUGGAGUCUUUAGGAGACAAAGAGCACAUUAAGAGGAACCAGGAAAAGUACGAAACACUAGCUGAGAAGACCAGGGAGAUGGGCUACAAGAUGAAGAAACAUAUGCAGGACUUGUCCAACAAGAUCUCUCGUGAGGGACUCGAUCACAACGAGCUCUGAGAGGCUCGGAUCAUAAAGGUGAACUGAAAUGACUCCCUCUACAACCACACACACAACGUACGCUACGUUCACCCAUUCCCCUUCAACGAUCAGUGUUUUCUACUUUUCUAGUGUUAAUAGUCUUUGAUUUUUAGGAGUCACUGAAUGAAUGAAUUGUGUUGUUUGUACAUAAUAUGCAUAUGGAAAGAUGGAAUAGUUUUCAUACUAGUCUGGUACUACAUUUAUUUGUACAACUAAUGGCAGGCAGGUGUAGAAGAAAUGUAUGGCUGAGAAUGUGGCAGUACUCCCAAGAAAGCAACAGUUUGUGGGGGUGGUUGGUGAGGGAUUGGCAGCAGCAGUUGAGUCACUCUUAACCAGAUGAUGUAGUUUAUCUGCUGAGGCUUGGUUCAGGUUCUGGGGAACAGCUAACCGACUGCAUGAGUUCUUCAUCUUGUAGGCACAUUGCUGGCCAGGCAAUUUGUACACACCCAUCUGUCAUUAGUUUUGCAAGUAAUAAAUGCUCCAUCAGAUAAGGCUGUUACUGCUGUAGUAACUCUUACCUUAGUCUGCUGAAAUAUUGUAAUGUUACGGUUAUUGUCUAAUCAUUAUAAAAUGAAGAAUGCUUUGCAGAUCCAGGUAGGAAGCACUGAAAAUGUAACGGCAAUCUUUAAUCAGUAAGAUACAGGUGCCAACAACAUACAAACGGUAAUAUCUUUAAAAAUAUAGUUAAAUAUCAUUCUUGGCAUAAAUAAAAAGCAGUUACUAUAUACAAAUCCUGGAGAGGAAAGCAGUCCCUGUAGUGACAUUAACAGGCUAUUUUUGGUUAAGUUUUUCUAACUCAUCCUCAGACGCGUCGCUGGGGAACCACCGCCAUAAAAAUAAAUUAGCACCAAAUGUUGGACAAUUUGUCCUGAUGAUAUCAAGAGGGAGGUGAGAGAUUGGAACACACACUGUGCUUUUCCAUUCAUCAAUUCUGACCAGAAGCAGAGACAUUGAUUACUUUGACUAAUGUUCCUGGCCGGCUGAUUACUCAGUCAUGUCCUGCUUGGGCCACAUGGGCCUAGAUUAAUGUAAUUUGCGCCCGAGAUAUAACUCUAAAAUGCUUAUUUCAAUCGAAUGCAUCUAAGGUCUGAUGAGGAAUGAUAGCCGAGCAAGCUGGGACUCUUAACAGUAGAUUGUGAGGCAUCCGUGGGAUCUCAUUGGUCUCUUACCUCUUGGUAAGAGAAGUAACAACAAAUAGAGCCACAACCAAACAGUCUGAAGAAAGUAAAUCUAGCUAGAAUUUAAAAGAAAUGACAGCUUGCUGUCUCCUAUCUAUAAUAUCAGUGGUAAACAUUAGUGUUUGGUGUCAUUCCCUCAUAAUUAAGGCUAUUCAUACCAAUGCUCAACAGUCACCUGAGAUAAUCUUAAAAAAGAGGCAGAUGAUUUCUCCUCUGACCUCAGCAGAUGCAGCAAAAAAAAAAAAAUAGUAACAUUUCUAGGGUUAAAGUCUUCAAGAGAAAUGCAGGAACGCACUAAUUUAAGGGUAUAAUGAUAAAUGUCUCGAUUGCUGUUUGUAAAUACACAGCAUUCAAAGUUGGCCACAGAGCAACAAUGGUUGACCGAGCUAUAGAGUAAAUGAAGAGAGGGAGCGGCGUUAGUGAGAACAAAGCAGUGAAUCAGAUAAAUAAAACGUAAGUACAAGUGUAAGUGAACUUAACAAUACUAACAGAACACAAAACACAUCCAAGAUCGCAGCGGUAUAAGAGACUUUCCAGACAUUUCCUAUUUUCUUCUUACUGGAAUGGAUUGCUUGUGGAAAUUUCUGUACACUGGCACAACUGUGGGUGUGUUUUAAGUACAACACUGAUUGGUAUGAUCAACUGCAAUUAAGCACUUUAGCUUAUUCAGAGAGAUGGAGAGCAAUUAGCAAUGAAAACUAUUUUGGAACUGUUAAGCGUUGAAGAGUCAGUUUGGUGGCCCUUGCCGCCUGCUCUCCAGCUGAGUCAGUCUGUCCUCCCUGCCCUGAACAUGCUCCGCCCCCACUCGCUGAGCUGUUUCCAUGGCAGUGAUGUCGAGGUGGGCGUACCUGAUGGAGCCCUCUUCUGGUAAAGGGGGAGAAAAGAGAAGACAUUUGUUUUUUUACUUUGUGUCGUGUGUUCUCCGACUUAAUAUUGUCACAUGUAGGAAAAACGUGCAGUGGCCUGUUAAUCCCUGAGAUGCAUCCUUCUGUUACUUUGACUGUAUUAACUUAACCAUACACUAUUUUUGAUAUGUUCUUCACUGGUAGUGCUGGAAUAUAUCUCUAAACCAUUCAUUUAAUCAGAUUUUAAAAAUGCAUAAAAUUACUUUAACUUGCCAAUUCACAGCUGAGAAUUUGAAUAAAUUUAGACUAUUGUAAAUUGCUUUUUUCACUUUUGUAAAUUGCUUCAUUUUCACAGGCCAAAAAUGUGUGAUUAUACCACAUAAAUUAAAUCCAUGUCUGUCAUGAAUAAAUUGUUUCUCCCCAUUCA
Sebastes umbrosus (honeycomb rockfish) is the source of this 3658-nucleotide messenger RNA. It is a transcript of the gene lrpap1, whose product is annotated as low density lipoprotein receptor-related protein associated protein 1. Gene Ontology annotation, molecular function: low-density lipoprotein particle receptor binding; very-low-density lipoprotein particle receptor binding; receptor antagonist activity. The coding region runs from base 141 to 1187 and encodes 348 amino acids. Gene Ontology annotation, cellular component: endoplasmic reticulum-Golgi intermediate compartment; endosome; cis-Golgi network. The transcript is spliced from 8 exons. The record is from RefSeq and is a predicted model, not a curated record. Lineage: Eukaryota; Metazoa; Chordata; Actinopteri; Perciformes; Sebastidae. Gene Ontology annotation, biological process: negative regulation of receptor internalization; negative regulation of very-low-density lipoprotein particle clearance.